CGUACACCUGGUGAGAGCCAAGGCCCCCAGAGGAUCUUUAUGCUUUCUCACUUACAUCGCCGAAAGGUGAUCGAUCCCUCAGUAGAAUUGGAUAUGAUGUCCAGCACUCGCAAGAUCCUCGUAUUCCAUGGAUACCUCCAGAAUGCAGAACUAACAAAGGAGUGGUUCGCGCCAAUCCAAGAAGCGAUAAGACCAGACAAUAUCGAACUAGUAUUCGUGGACGGAACGCAGACCUUGGGAGAAGCCGACAUCCCGAAGGGCCUCGAGCCCCCUCCGGAGCUGCCGCUCGCCCUGCCUCCGCACGUACCAAAGGCGUGGUGGAAGCAUGACCAGAACGCUGCGAGGAGUGGAACAUACGGUCUAGAAGACAGCUUGCUGAAGCUGAGAGAUAUUUUGAAGAAUGACCGGUUUGAGGGCGUGGUUGGGUUCAGUCAAGGUUCUGCGUUUGCCGUCCUACUUGCCGCCCUGCUGGAGCGGCCGGAGACUUUCCCACCCUUCGUCGCUGAAGGACAGACGCCCCACCCACCCUUCGCCUUCUGCGUAGCAUUUUCCGGCUCCGUGCCCGACUCUCCUCUAGCUAACGCCAUCCUGUCCUCGACGUACCACACGCCGACACUGCAUAUUCAAGGCACAACGGAUAACAUCACGCCGGAAGAGGCGAAUCAGCCCCUCAGAGAGAUCUCAGCGAAUAAGAAGGCCUUGCAUCACCCUGGCGGGCAUAUCUUGCCGGUAGCGCCCGCUUGGCUCGAGUUAUAUCGCCAGUACUUCCUCGACCCGACCGCGGACCUGAAAGUCCCCGAAGGUGCGGAGGCUGUCUGAACAUCCGGAUUUCGUGGCGUGGCAACGGCAGUGGGUUGGAUGUUUCCACUUUAGCGCAGCCCGUUCAACGCAGUAAGAGUAUCAGCCAUUUGUAACAAUAUCAGUGGUGAAACGUUAUGUUGGACACGGUGAUACUACCAUGCCCCUCCGACAGCCAUCCAGUCCCGCAGAACGACAGUCCUCUCCGUUCCGAUCUGCCUGGUCAUCUCGUUCUGCCUAUCUAUGGGAAGGCUCUCAAAGUGCAUCAGCAGGUUAUAGUCCAGUAUCCCCUUCGUGAGGGGUUUUGAGAAGUAAUCGUUGCGGACAAUCCGGAAGGCUCUGGGAUUCAGCGCAGCAACGUGCUGGACGUUACGCGUGAGUUGUCCCUGUAGGAGCUGCAGCCGCUUGGCCGCAGACUCCUCAACGGGCACGAGUGCCGUGAGUGAUCCGUCAAUUGACCCAUAGAUAAGCUUCGACUGAGGAAUCACAGGAUCGUCCUUCGUCCGUCUUGCUAUGACCAAAGAAGUGGAUGUUUGGACUUGAC
Messenger RNA from Gloeophyllum trabeum ATCC 11539, 1342 nucleotides. RefSeq lists its product as uncharacterized. The record is from RefSeq and is a predicted model, not a curated record. The transcript has 11 exons. Gene Ontology annotation, cellular component: nucleus; cytoplasm. Lineage: Eukaryota; Fungi; Basidiomycota; Agaricomycetes; Gloeophyllales; Gloeophyllaceae. Bases 40 to 819 code for a protein of 259 amino acids.